UGUGAAUUUCAGAUUAUUAGAUUAAAUUAUCUAGGUUCUUAGAACGGCAUUGGAAAUUUUUUUCAUCGCUUAUCAUUGAGAUGUCGAACGAACUACGUUUUGAUGGGAAAGUUGUGAUUGUAACGGGCGCUGGUGGAGGCCUUGGAAGAGCAUAUGCGCUAGCUUUUGCCUCUCGGGGUGCCUCUGUAGUCGUAAAUGACCUGGGAUCGUCAAGAGCUGGGGAAGGAGCAACAAGCACUUUGGCUGACAAAGUUGUUGAAGAAAUUAGAAGCAAGGGAGGAAAAGCUGUGGCUAAUUAUAAUUCUGUCGAAGAUGGCGAGGAGGUUGUACAGACUGCACUUGAUCACUUUGGCAGAAUCGAUAUCCUGAUCAACAAUGCCGGAAUUCUUCGUGAUAAAUCAUUUUCUCGUAUGACUGUUGCUGAAUGGGACAUAAUCCAUCGUGUUCACCUUCGUGGAUCUUUCUUGUGCACCAAAGCAGUGUGGGAGCAUAUGAGGAAACAAAAGUAUGGUCGUAUCAUUAUGACAUCUUCUGCAGCUGGAAUUUACGGAAACUUUGGCCAAGCUAAUUACAGUGCUGCAAAACUUGGCCUGGUUGGUCUCAUGAAUUCACUUGCUAUUGAAGGAGAGAAGUAUAACAUCAAUGUUAACACAAUUUCCCCAGUUGCCGGAACUCGCCUGACAGAAGGUAUUUUACCGCCCGAGGUUUUUGAAUCUUUGAAACCAGAAUUUGUGGUUCCCAUAGUAGUCUGGUUAUGUCAUGACGAGUGCCAUGAAAAUGGUGGUGUCUAUGAAGCUGGUGGUGGAUUUGUGACCAAAAUCAGAUGGCAGCGAACUGAUGGAGCAGUCCUAAGAGAAAAAAACAAACCCAUGACGGCAGAAAAUAUUCGUGAUAACUGGGAGAGAGUUGUUGAUUUCAGCAGGAAUCAUAUUAUAUCUACUAUCAGAGAGUCGACUCUUGCUGCUGCGGAACAAGUCAUGAGAAUUGAAUCUGGAGACAAUGACCUUCAUUCAAACCAUCCUAUACAACCAUCUAUAGCGAUGAAGCAUGAAUCUGAACCAUGUGUACAUGUUUAUAAUAGCAAUGAUGUUAUUAAGUAUGCUUUAGGAAUUGGGGCAUCUACCACUCAGGAAGAUCAUCUGAAAUUUUUGUUCGAAAUGAAUGAUGAUUUUUGUGUCUUGCCUACUUUUGCCGUUGUGCCUGCAUUUACUAGUAUGGUAGGAAUCACAAACGUUCCUGGACUCAGUAUCAAUCCAGCUAAGAUUCUUCAUGGAGAACAAUACAUUGAAAUCUUCAAGCCUAUCCCAACAUCUGGCAAGCUAACAAGUCAAACAAAGAUUUCUGCUGUCUUGGACAAGGGAUCUGGAGCAGCUGUUAUAACUGAUGUUGAUACUUUCGAUGAAUCUGGUGAAAGAUUAUUUUUCAAUCAGUUUGUGACUUUUGCUGUUGGUUAUGGUAACUUUGGAGGUCAAAGAUCAUCUUCAGGAGUGAAGGAACCUGUAAAACCACCUAAGCGUUCUCCAGACGCAAGCAUAUCAGAGAAAACCAGCAAGGAUCAAGCUGCAUUAUAUCGUCUUUCUGGUGACUCAAAUCCUCUUCAUAUAGAACCUUCUUUUGCUGCAAUGGGUGGUUUUAAACAACCAAUUCUACAUGGUUUAUGCUCGUAUGGAUAUGCAGCUCGCCAUGUUAUGAUGAAGUAUGGUGACAAUGAUCCAAAUAAAAUUAAAGCAGUUAAGACUCGUUUUGCCAAGCCAGUAUUGCCAGGACAAACCUUGCGAACUGACAUGUGGAAAGAAGGUUCCAGAAUUUACUUCCAAACUGUUGUAGUAGAAACUGGAGUCGCUUGUUUAACUGGUGGAUAUGUUGACUUAGUAGAUGGAACCGGAAGCUCAAGCAGUUCAUCGAGCAGUGUAAAUCAGGCACAAGAACAGCCUGUUGAAGACAAGCUGGAGAGUGAUGCUUUGUUUGAAGGGGUUCAAAAUUUAAUCAAUGCUGAUAUGGUGAAGAAAGUAAAUGCAAUUUACCAAUGGAAUAUCACUAAAAAUGGGAAGGUCACAAGGCAAUGGGCACUUGAUCUCAAAAAUGGUUCUGGAUCAAUGACAAGUGGUCCUGCUUCAAAACCUGGUUGUACACUCACCAUUUCUGAUGAUGAUGUGAUGCUAAUGUUUUCAGGAAAGCUAAAUCCCCAACAGGCUUUCUUCAGUGGACGUUUCAAGGCUGCUGGCAAUAUCAUGUUGGCACAGAAAUUGGAAACAUUAUUUAAAGCGCAGGCCAAGUUGUGAAGAAACAUAUUUUUGGCCGCAUACCAAUCAUUAAUUUAAAGUUUUUAAUCCUUUAUUGAUUACAAAUCAAAUAUUAUUGCUCAAUGAAUGGACAAUAAUUUAUCAUCAUUAUGAGCAACCUUUUCUGCUUCAUUAAUAGUCUUUUAUUAUUUGAAAAAUCUCAUGCUUUCGCAUUACAAACUCCUUCAUUCUAACUUUUCAUUUUUUCUGAUUUUGAUAGCAAAUUCGAUCCAAUUUUAAACUCUUCAUAAAAUAUGCCUGUAAUUCAAAACAAAGGUGGUACGAUGGUACCAUAUCUGCUAGUUUUAAAUCAUGAGUGCAUAUUUAUAUAAGAUUGCAACUACAGUGUUUUGUUGCAUUCUUUAAUUCAUCUUCCACUGAGAUUUGCCAAUCCAACU
This is a messenger RNA of Styela clava, 2680 nucleotides long. Its product is annotated as peroxisomal multifunctional enzyme type 2-like. The record is from RefSeq and is a predicted model, not a curated record. Lineage: Eukaryota; Metazoa; Chordata; Ascidiacea; Stolidobranchia; Styelidae. Gene Ontology annotation, molecular function: oxidoreductase activity.